Messenger RNA from Oryza brachyantha (malo sina), 5000 nucleotides. Its product is annotated as BTB/POZ domain-containing protein FBL11-like. Lineage: Eukaryota; Viridiplantae; Streptophyta; Magnoliopsida; Poales; Poaceae. Gene Ontology annotation, biological process: tRNA modification. The record is from RefSeq and is a predicted model, not a curated record. Gene Ontology annotation, cellular component: mitochondrion. Gene Ontology annotation, molecular function: tRNA dimethylallyltransferase activity.
ACAAUGCAAACCUAUAUGGUGUUAAGUGAAAAGCUUUAUUUAGCGCCGGUAAACAUCGGUGAAAAAAGCAGUCCAAAGUGAAAUUUACUCAAAAAAAAAUCAGUCGCCUACGCGAGCACGAUGCGCGGCGACGCGUCGUUCGCCGGCGGCGGAGAAGACGCCGCCGCCGACGUGGUUGUCCUGGAGAUCACCGACACGUCCUUCACCGGGGAAGCCGACACCUCGCCUCCGCCUCCCGUCGCCGUCUGUGACCUCGCCAGCCUAGAACCGCUCCCGUUCCCUACCAUCUCGGUUCGCGCCGACCGCACCAGGCUAAUCGAGAGCUCCUCCUACUUCCGCGCCCUCCUCGGCGGCAGCUUCAGUGAAUCGGGGAGAGAGCACGUGCAGAUCAGUUGCAACCUCGAGGCGGCCGUGCAAGUCCUGCUUUAUCUGUCUGAGCCUUCCGGGAGUAUCACGAUUACACACCACACCUUUCUCCCGCUAAUGGAGGGUGGUUUGUUUCUGGCUGUUGAGAAUCUUCUAACAGAGUGUGAAAGGUGGUUCCGAACCAUGAGCUCUCAAAAUUCCUCGCUAUUGGUCCCAUUAGAUUUCUUAAUUGAGAUAUGGUACUUUGGUCAAGAGCAUGGGAUUACUUAUGUCCAAGAUAUAUGCCCAAGAUAUUUAGCCCAGAAUUUUGUUCAGGUUAUCUCUAGGAGGUCGUUUGUUAAAAUGCCUUAUGAUUUGUUAUAUUCUACAAUCGAGUGCCCACAUCUGACUGUGGAUAGUGAAAAACAACUGUGUGAAGCAAUUUUAUGCUGGAUUUCUGAAAACAGGCAAUGCUGUGAAGAACUACUUCCCAACUCAGUAGAUGGCGAGUUGUACCUUCUUAAUAAGGUGAGGAUAUGCCUCUUACCUUUGGAAUUUGCAGCAGGAACAAAGAGAAACUGGGCAGAGUUCGGAAGCAAGGUAGAGAAUAGGCUUCUCAAUCUGCUCAAGGAUAGUGUGCAAACAGUAUUGAAUGCAAUUGCUGAUGAUGACUUGGCGAGUUAUUGUGUUCGAAUUACAGACUAUUCUAAGAAAAUAGUGCUUUCUGGAUGUCCACAAAUAACUACUGAAAUCUUGUACAUAUCAGUGCUCUCCACUAUUCUGGAUGCCUCAUUUAAGAUAAGGAUAGAAAGUUCAUGUUCCCAAGCUGAUUACCGAAAUAUCAUCCUUUACAAUGAGUUGGAGAAGGCUGUUAAAACCUCAUCAUUUGGAAAUGUACACAUGCUGGAUCUCUCAAAAUGUCCAAAUGUACAUUUUAGAGCUGCGAUUGACUGGUUGAAAUUGGCAUUUCCAGAACUGCAGAUAUUCAAAGCUUCCUUUUGUUUGCUAUUUCAGUUCGAAGAUUUGUUAUAUCUGUUACUGACAUGUCCAUGGAUUAAUGAAAUUGAUUUUACUAUUGAUACGGGCAUUAUAUCACAAAAGCAUUCAGUUAUCUCUUCCAGAUUUGAAGUACGAGGUGUAAUGAAGCCAAAGCUCACAAGAUGUUACGUACAAGAUCCAUCGUGUGAUACCACAAUGAACUCAUAUUUCUCAAAUAUAUCAAAAUUGAUAUUGGAAGGCAGAAAUGAUAUCAAUGAUGCCGACUUGCUGAAGAUAUCCAUUCUGAAAAACUCUCUUUGUUAUAUAAACAUUAAAAAUUGCACCCUAUUGACAGAUGACGGCAUAUCUAAAUUAUUACUUAAGUGUAUGAAGAUUCAUUCGAUGGUUCUUUCUUAUACUUCUUUUGGAAAUCAGUCAAUCCAAAUGCUAUGCACUACCAAUCCUCUGGACAGCAAGGAUGAAUGUAGUCAUGUAAUGGCAUUUGGCAUGCAAGAAUUGCACCUGGAUGGAUGCCAAGGUAUUGGUUAUGCUGCUAUGUCUCAGCUAAUGAGUAAUGUGAACACAAACCUCUUAUCUUUAAGGGAGACAUCACUUACCGAUGACACUCUCUGCAACUUUGUUGGCUCCUCACUUGAGUAUCUUGAUAUUUCUGAGACCAUGGUUUCUAUGGUAUCAUUAGCACCAGUUAUACGAAGAAGUUCUAAUUUGAGAUGUCUGAGAGCAGCUGGAUGCCGUAACCUGUUGGUUGAACAUGGUGAAGUAGAUUUAAUGAGUGGUAAUAUUUACGGAGAUUUUACACAAGAAAUAACCAGUAAUUGCUGCUUGGAGGAUGUUGAAAUGGGGUGGGCAUUUUGCCCUAUUCGAGUUACAGCCCUUAUCCCUUCUUUAAGUAAAGUAAGAAAAAUGACUAUUGGCCUCGGCACAACAUUAGGAGAGAAUAUAUUGUGUGCUCUUCCUGAGAUUUGCCCUUCCCUUGAGUCUUUGGUUCUUAGGUUUCAGAUGAUCUCUGACAAAGUUGUAAGAAAUCUGUUGGAAUCCUCAAUGAAGCUUCGGGUGCUUUGCCUUUACUCUUGUCUUGGCAAUUUAACUUCAUUUAGCUUUCAAACGAAGGCACCGGCUCUAAGAAUCUUAAGGCUUGAGCGGAUUACUCCAUGGAUGACAAAUGAUGACUUGGCAGUCCUUAUACAGAACUACAAUUUAGUUGAACUUUCACUGUCUGGUUGCCAACUCCUUGACUCCAGCUCUCAGGAGUUAAUAUCGUCUGGGUGGCCAAAUUUGACUUGUUUACACCUUGAGGAAUGUGGACAGAUAACGCUUGAUGGGGUUUCUUCAAUUUUAAACUGUAAAGCUUUGGAAGAUCUCUUACUUCGGCACACGGGUAAAGGUAUUGGAAGAACCAUCAUAACCGAUGCCAUCUCAGAGCUACCACUACUAAGAAAGCUGGCGUUGGAUCUCUGUGAUGCUUCUGAAGAAGGCUAUGAUAGCCCAAAUAACCCGGUGGGGAAGAUGAUUAGAGCCGUAAGGAUGAGUAGAUGCAAGUCGGCGAGGUCUUGUUUCGAUCUUCCCAGUGAAGGAUCCUCAAAACGAGUACACAAGGAGACCAUAGUGUUAGAAUGGAGCAGCAGACAGCUCAGAACCACCAUAGUGAAAGAAAGACUCUAAUACUCAGCCCAGCCCAAGGCCCAAAUCGCGAGGCCCACAGCGAAGAGAGCAUUACCUCCUCUCUCGCGCGGGGACGGCGGCGGCGCACACCACCCGCCGCCGGCCAUCCCCAUCUACGCGAAGGCGAGCCACACCGGGAUGGCCCACCUCGCCGCCUCUGCCGCCCCGCACUCGAACGCUGACCCCGGCGCCGCUGAGGAGGCCUCCCAGUCUCCGGCGCCGACGGAGACGGGGCGGAGGAAGGUGGUGGUGGUGAUGGGCGCGACCGGCGCAGGCAAGUCGCGGCUGGCCGUCGACCUCGCGGCCCACUUCGCCGGCGUCGAGGUGGUCAGCGCCGACUCCAUGCAGGUCUACCGCGGCCUCGACGUCCUCACCAACAAGAUCCCCCUCCACGAGCAGAACGGCGUUCCUCACCAUCUCCUUAGCGUAAUCGACUCCUCCGUGGAGUUCACUUGCCGCGAUUUCCGUGACCAUGCUGUCCCGAUCAUAGAAGGAAUUUUUGAUCGUGGUGGCCUCCCUGUUAUUGUCGGUGGUACAAACUUCUACAUCCAGACUCUUGUUAGCCCAUUCCUCUUCGAUGAUAUGACACAGGAUAUUGAGGGCUGCACUUUUAGUGAACAUCUAGAUGAGAUAGGCCUUGAUAAUGAUGAUGAAGCCAGUCUGUAUGAGCAUUUGAAGAUCAUCGAUCCUGUUGCAGCCCAAAGGAUCCACCCGAACAACCAUCGAAAAAUAAAACGGUACCUUGAGUUGUAUGAAUCCACAGGCGCCCUACCUAGUGAUCUUUUCCAAGGGGAAGCCACAGAGAGGUGGGGUCGACCUAGUAACUCCAGAUUUGACUGUUGUUUCUUGUGGGUAGAUGCUGAUCUUCAAGUUCUGGAUCGUUAUGUAAGUGAAAGGGUCAACUGCAUGAUUGAUGAUGGCUUGCUAGAUGAAGUGUGCAACAUAUAUGAUCGAGAGGCCACUUAUACCCAAGGGCUGCGGCAGGCCAUUGGUGUUCGUGAAUUUGAUGAGCUCUUCAGAUUUUAUCUUACAAGAAAAGAUACCGGUGAGAUAAAGAUGGAUUCAUGUACAACUAUGGCAGGUAUCCAUGAUGAUAAUCUGAAGAGCUUAUUGGACGAAGCAGUCUCACAGCUAAAAGCAAACACGCGUAAACUUGUUCGACGUCAAAGACGAAGGCUACAUCGGUUGAAUAAAGAUUUUGAGUGGAAUUUGCAUCAUGUUGAUGCAACAGAAGCUUUCAAUAGUGCCACUGCUGACUCAUGGAACAAGAAAGUUGUGAAACCUUGCGUGGAUAUUGUUAGAGGUUUUUUGUCUAAUGAUACAACUUUGGCAAGCAGUGAUCGUUCUAAUGUAACUGGAAGCUCUAAGAUGUCUUCAAGAGAGUUGUGGAUUCAGUACGUUUGUGAGGCUUGCGAUAACCGGGUCCUUCGUGGGGCGCAUGAGUGGGAGCAGCACAGGCAAGGCCGAUGCCACCGGAAAAGAGUACAACGGUUGAAACAGAAGACUAGAGGAGAACACUGAUAUCAUUAUAACCAUAUGGCACCGUUUGCACUUUAUAUCUGUAACUGUUCCCAUGCAUCCUGUUUGUGUAAACUGAGUCAAAUUGGCUGAAGACUACACCGUUCAGAAGGUGGUAAGAGGCAUAUACAGACAUACAGUACUUGCUAGAUUCUUGUGCCAGUUCCAAAUUACCAAUGUAGAGAACCGGUGUAAAGAACACGAACUCCUGCACUGAUGACUAGUUGGAGUUUGUCGUAUGUGCUGAUCAUUUCUAGACUAGUUUUUCCACUAUGGACACAGGAAACACUGCAAAUUGGGUAGGCGACCGGUCUUUGUAUCUAAGUGAUGUUAGUGAUUAGCAUGACAUUGACCCAUCGAAUACUGCAUGUCUUAGUCUUCCAGACUGCAUGAUUUUUCCUUUUUGUAUGACUGGAGUAGGGCCAUGCUUAGGUACAAACAUUAAUGCAUAAAUUCCUGGGCGUGAUGAAACUGCA